AUGAUGAAGUCUUCAUCAUUAAAAUUUCUUAUUCUACAUUUAAUUAUUCUUACAUAUGAUACAAUCAUUAUACAUUCAUAUGAAUAUGUAGAAAUUAUGAAUGAAAAUUAUACAAAUAUAUUAUACAAUUUAAAAGAUGAAUUCAUAUUAAAACAGGAUACACAAGAUAUUACCAUAGAUGCUAGUGGAAUCACAGAAAGUUCAUCAUCACUUGAUAGUACAAUAUCUGUGACACUAUCAUCAAUAGAAACAGAUGCUAUAUUUACAGUUACGAUAACAUCUCUAACUAUUGCUGAUAUAAUACAUGAAACUACAUCUCUAGAUACGGGACCAAGUAUAACUAUAGCUGCAAUGACAUAUGAAACUACAUCUUCAUUUACGGCAACCCCUAUGACUGUCGCUACAAUGAUAGAUACAAUUGCAUCUUCAGCUACGACAAUAUGUCUACCUAUAGCUACGAUAGCAGAUACAAUUGCGACUUCAGCUACAACCAUAUGUCUAUCUGUGCCUACGACGAUAGGUACAACUGAAUCUUCAGAAGAGACAACAUCUCUAACUGAACUUAUGGCAACAGAAACAAUUGAACCUGCACAUACAACAACAUCUGAAGCUAUAUCAACGGCAAUAUAUAUAACUGAAUCUACAACUACGACAAUAACUCUAGCUGCGGCAUCAGCAACAAUGGAAUCUCCAACUACAACAACAGCAACUGAUACAUUAGAAUCUACAACUAUUGAAACGACAUCAGGAAUAAUAGAUUCUUCAACUACAACGACAACUACAACUACAGAAACGGCAAGUGAUACAAUUACAUCUACGACUACCACAACUACAGAAACGGCAAGUGAUACAAUUACAACUACGACUACUACCACUACACCCACAAAUAUCACAAAUGCAACAACUACAGAAACGACAACUACUACAUCUACUACUACCACAACUGUAUCUACAAGUACCACAACGUCAUCUUCAACUACCAGAACUAUAUCUACAGCUAGUACAUCUACAACUAUUCCGAUUGUUUGCAAUGAUAUUACAGAAGUUAAAUAUCCCAAUAACACAUGCAUAUUGAAAAGUGAAGCUCAAAGACAUUCAUUUGGCAUGUUAAUAAAUAACAAUGGCACGUCAAGAGAGAAAGCUGACGCUCUCAGUUUGUAUUUUAGUUCAAUUGCUCGUCCACAUACAGAAAUAGAUGGAGAUUAUGUUUUGAACCCUAAUGACAUUAACGCAAUAGUUGAAAAUCUCGCUCAUCCGAACUAUACGAUCAACUCAAACGCCUCAUAUCUGGUGCUACGAUCGUUUAAUGGAAAUGGGAGUAAUACAAACUUCGGUGCUUCAUUUCUUCAUGGUAUUGGUGGUGGAAUUAUCGCAAAUCUAAAUGAUAGUCAAAUUUCUAGUAUGGAUAUGUCCAUUGCUGGUAUCGCUACUAAUAUAGAUUCAGAUAAGAUUAAAUCUCUCAAUAUACUUAUAAUUGAUGACCCUUAUACGUACGAAAACUUUUCAACUUCAUCGACUAAAAGACUUGCUUCAUCUGUUGUCGUGAUGACAGCAGUUCAAAAAAGUGCGUUCAGGUCACUAGUUCCAAUGAAUAUCGAUUUAUACUUCAAUGAUCAUUCGCAUGAAGGUUCAAAAAUAAUAGAAACAUACAAAUGUGGUUAUUAUGAUACAACUGCGUCGGCAUGGAACGAACUUGGAUGUAGUGAACGGGACUUUAACAGCAAUUCUAAAGGAUACAAAUGUAAUUUCAAUGAUACAGGGACCUUUGCUUUCCUUACUUUCAAUUGUGAUAAUAUAACUCAUACAAUAUAUAAAUGCAACUGUGGUUUAAAAUCUAACAUACAAAAUGAUACAUACCACGUGAUACUUAGUAAUAGUACAGAUGCCACUAUUAUAGGCAAUGCUAUUUCAGGAUAUAUAAGCUCAAUUACGAAUUCCACUGUCUCCUCAAAUACAACCAACACUCUCUCAUUAAAAGACAUCGAUGAUGCUAUUGAUAGAUUAAUCAAUAGUACUGUAAAAAAAGAUACAACUGCAUCAUUUAUUAUGGUUCAACCACCUAAACAACAAAAUACCAGUAAUGAUAUAAUCGUUUUAGGUGCUUCAGUUAAUAACGAUACAGGCGGUCAAGUUGUCGAUAAUAAAAAUAAAAAUAAUAUAACUCAAAAUCCACAUCUAGUAACGGCAGCUAUUAUUAAUGAAGAACUAUUAAAUCAUGUCACGUCUCUCAAUAUACUCAUUAUUAAGGAUCCAACACCAUUUCUACAUGCGGAUAAUUCAUCAAAUAAAACACUAGCAUCAUCACUUGUUAUCGUCUCAGUGAGAGGAAUAAAUGACACCAAUGCUGUAAAAAAUAUUACUUUAUAUUUCCAACUUUUCAAUGAAUCCGAGCAAAGAAAUGAUAGAAUAUAUUUAUGUUCAUAUUAUAAUACAACUACUUUCACAUGGGAUGAAGCUGGAUGUAGUGUACCCACAUAUAAUACAGAUUUGAAUCGAUACGAAUGUAGUUGUAACCAUUUUACUUCAUUUGCUCUUAUCUGGUUACCAAAACAAUCACUCACAUCAUAUCUCAAUUCUCAAGAUAUUGCAUCACUUGUAUUUCAGUCAAUCUCAAUCAUCUGUUUCUUACUAAUUAUCAUUCAUGCCAUGUUUAGAACAAUUCGAUUUCCAUUAAAUACUUUUCAAAUAUAUAAUCUACUUCCAUUAAUAUCUAGUGCUACUACAACUAUUCUUUUCAUCUUUUAUAUUGCACUUUCGAUGACAGUUUAUACACAAACAUCAUCUUCUCAUCAGAUAAAUUGUUUUACAAGUUCAACUGUACUGAUGUUCUUCACGUAUUUCUUCUUGAUUUUUAUGUUUUGUGUGAAAACAAGUGUUGGAUAUUUUAAUUAUCUUCGUUUUGUUCAUUUAUUUCCUCAACCAUCACAUCGAAAACUAUUUAUAAUGCUUUUCAUUUCAUUCUUUAUUUCUCUAAUAUGGAUGGCAUUUGCAGUUGGAUUUUAUUCUGAUUCAUCAUUCGAUAUUAUAAAACUAUAUCCAUAUAAAUUAUGUUGGUUUACAAGUGAUGUGAUCUAUUAUUUUUUGAGUAUACCUGCAUGUUUAUUUCUCUUGAUUAAUAUAAUACUAUUUAUUAUUGUUGGUAGUCACAUAAUAAAUCAUGUUCGAAAUGCAACAUCCGUUCAUCAGUCAUACGAAAGAAUGAAACGAUGUGUCAUAGUUUUACUUUCAUCAUGUAUAACUCAAGGAAUUGGUUGGUUGUUUGGUGUAUUUAUUUCGUUUGUAAAUGGUGAAAGUGGAUAUAUAUUGGGAUGGUUUUUUGUAAUAUUUAAUGGACUGGAAGGUCUCUGGUCGAUUAUUUUAUAUAUGAUUAUACGAUCGCAACAUAUGGAUGAACAGAAACGUAUUACUGCUUAUAAAAAGUUUACAGAAUCAACACCAAUUUCAACUGUGAAAAGUAAAGAAACUUAUUUUAAUGACAGCGUAUCAAAACGAUCAAAAAAGACUAAUAGAAAUUCACAAAAAAAAUCGCAUAUUUUCAAUAGAUCAUAUAAUAUUAAAGGAAUUGAUGGAAUUAGUAGUGAAUGCUAA
Adineta steineri is the source of this 3588-nucleotide messenger RNA. The record is from the annotation of a GenBank genome assembly. NCBI's taxonomy places the organism in Eukaryota, Metazoa, Rotifera, Eurotatoria, Adinetida, Adinetidae.